Molecule: messenger RNA, 1628 nt
Organism: Fukomys damarensis (Damara mole-rat)
Lineage: Eukaryota; Metazoa; Chordata; Mammalia; Rodentia; Bathyergidae
Gene: Igfbp4
Product: insulin like growth factor binding protein 4
Exons: 3
Coding region: 644-1006 (120 amino acids)
Biological process (GO): regulation of insulin-like growth factor receptor signaling pathway
Cellular component (GO): extracellular region
Molecular function (GO): insulin-like growth factor II binding; insulin-like growth factor I binding
Source: RefSeq, a predicted model, not a curated record
AGUGCUGCCAAGCCUCGCAUUUCAGAGGUGGCUGUGAUGUCUCCGGCUCAGCCCAGAGGCUGUGCUGGAUGCUUGGGAGCUGAGGGGGUCCCCGGAGAGGGUUGGGACCAGCCUGCUGCUUGGUGCCCGGAUGUUCUGGGGCCUGAAGUCUGGGGUGAGAGUUAGAGGUUCAGGGCCGUGCCUGGGGCUGCUCCUUUGGUCCCGGGGCCACGCCGGGUGUCCCAUUCCCAUGCGCAAGCACACACACGCACGCACACACACACACGCUUUCCCACGCAAGCUUGUGCACUGACUCCCACCCAGGCUGCGGGGGAAGACUCCGGGCGAUUUCUCCUCCCCCAUGGAAAGUCUGAUUCUGGUCCUUCCUGUCAGGAAGGGAAGGUGUAGCAGCUGGCGGAGACAGGGAUCUAGGGAUGGGGACAAGCUCGCUCGCUACUCGCCUCCCUGCAGGGCCUGGGGAUCCUCCUGCAGCUGCGACCCGCCGAGGGCCCCAGGAGGGGAAGCGGGCAGGUGUCGGGCUGGCCUGGCUUGAGACCUUCUUCCAGCCGCCGACCUCUGCCCUUCUCGCCCCGCUGCAGACAAGGAUGAGGGCGAGCACCCCAACAACAGCUUCAGCCCCUGCAGUGCCCAGGACCGCAGGUGCAUGCAGAAGCACCUGGCCAAGCUGCGUGACCGGAGCAGCAGCGGGGGCAGGAUGAAGGUCGCUGGGGCGCCCCGGGAGGACGUGCGGCCUGUGCCGCAGGGCUCCUGUCAGAGCGAGCUGCACCGCGCCCUGGAGCGGCUGGCCGCCUCGCAGAGCCGCACGCACGAGGACCUCUUCAUCAUCCCCAUCCCCAACUGCGACCGCAACGGCAACUUCCACCCCAAGCAGUGUCACCCGGCUCUGGACGGACAACGUGGCAAGUGCUGGUGCGUGGACCGGAAGACGGGGGUGAAGCUUCCGGGGGCCCUGGAGGCCAAGGGGGAGCUGGACUGCCACCAGCUGGCUGGCAGCUUCCGAGAGUGAGCCUGGCACGAACAGGGGCGGUGGAGUUGGCCCAGAAGUUUCUCUUGGGGUGCCUGUGUGUGUGUGUGUGUGUGUGUAUGUGCGUGCGUGUCUCUGUGUGUGCACAUGUUAUGGACACGAGUGUACUCAAUGUCCUUUGGGGCUUAGCCCGAGAGGUUUGAGUAUGCAGAGGGGAGUGCUGACGUGUUUCCAAGCUGACCCUGGGUUCUUUCGCUUACCCGUUCACCCACCUGAAAACAUUUAUUGAUCACAUACUAUGUACCAGCGCUAGUUCUCAGUUCUGGGAGCCCCCUCCUGACUCCCUGGGAAGGUGGGAGAAGCGAAGCCUGCUUCCCAGAGAAGAAGCAGAGGCUGGGAGUCGCGGGGAGGGCACAGGCACUCGGGGGCACAGACCAGGGCCCCUCAGCAGUCUGCCCUCAGAGGGUGUGUUGGGCUUUGUGUGCGGUCGUGGGUCCCGUCCGUCUGCCCUGGUGGUCACAGCCACGGAGUCACCAGGGGACCCCUUCCUGGCUCCCUGUUCCCAGGGCUUUUCCGGCUUGGCUGGAGGGCAGGAGCCUUGGGGAGCGCUUUGCUGCCUGCGCUGUCUUUCUUUUCUUUCCUUUCAUUCAUCCAUUUUUUUUUA